This is a messenger RNA of Lasiodiplodia theobromae, 1062 nucleotides long. Its product is annotated as Mitogen-activated protein kinase protein. Gene Ontology annotation, biological process: protein phosphorylation; intracellular signal transduction. Lineage: Eukaryota; Fungi; Ascomycota; Dothideomycetes; Botryosphaeriales; Botryosphaeriaceae. Gene Ontology annotation, molecular function: MAP kinase activity; ATP binding. The record is from RefSeq and is a predicted model, not a curated record. Gene Ontology annotation, cellular component: cytoplasm; nucleus. Bases 1 to 1062 code for a protein of 353 amino acids. The transcript is spliced from 4 exons.
AUGUCGCGCGCGCAGCCCCAGGGCAGCUCGAGGAAGAUUUCCUUCAACGUUUCGGAGCAGUACGAUAUCCAGGAUGUGGUCGGUGAGGGCGCGUACGGAGUCGUCUGCUCCGCGCUGCACAAGCCCUCCGGCCAGAAGGUCGCCAUCAAGAAGAUCACUCCUUUCGACCACUCCAUGUUCUGCUUGCGCACGCUCCGUGAGAUGAAGCUGCUGCGGUACUUCAACCACGAGAACAUCAUCUCCAUCCUCGACAUCCAGAAGCCGAGGAAUUACGAGACCUUCACCGAGGUCUACCUCAUCCAGGAGCUCAUGGAGACGGACAUGCACCGUGUCAUUAGGACUCAGGAACUUUCCGACGAUCAUUGCCAGUACUUCAUCUACCAGACCCUGCGUGCCUUGAAGGCCAUGCACUCGGCCAACGUCCUCCAUCGCGACCUCAAGCCGUCCAACUUGCUCCUUAACGCAAACUGCGACCUGAAGGUCUGCGAUUUCGGCCUCGCCCGCUCCGCUGCGUCGACCGAGGACAACUCCGGUUUCAUGACGGAAUAUGUCGCGACUCGUUGGUACCGUGCUCCUGAGAUUAUGCUUACGUUCAAGGAGUACACCAAGGCGAUCGAUAUCUGGAGUGUCGGCUGCAUCUUGGCCGAGAUGCUGAGCGGAAAGCCUCUGUUCCCCGGCAAGGAUUACCACCACCAGCUCACCCUGAUCCUCGACGUCCUGGGCACGCCCACGAUGGAGGACUACUACGGCAUCAAGUCGCGCCGUGCUCGUGAAUACAUCCGUUCGCUCCCCUUCAAGAAGAAGAUUCCGUGGAAGGCCAUGUUCCCCAAGAGCUCGGAUCUGGCUCUGGACCUUCUCGAACGCCUGCUGGCUUUCAACCCCGUUAAGCGCAUCACCGUCGAGGAGGCUCUGAAGCACCCGUACCUCGAGCCGUACCACGACCCUGACGAUGAGCCCACGGCCGACCCGAUUCCCGAGGAGUUCUUCGAUUUCGACAAGAACAAGGACAACUUGACCAAGGAGCAGCUGAAGAUGCUCAUCUACCAGGAGAUUAUGCGGUAA